UGCGGAUACACUGACAGCAAACAGGAAGCCAUAUGCCUUGGCGAGUGAAAGUGUUCGCGUGUUUGAAAGCUACAGACAUUUGAACUGAGUGAUACAGUUGGAACAUUGGUGGGAAAUGGCGACUGACGAACUUGCAAAGAAACUCGAGAGGAGAGUGAAUAUCAACGAAUCAGGGGAGGAUGGUGCGGAACCUGUUCUUCCGUCUAUGCAAGUGUGGAAUCCGUAUACAGAAUUCAAGGAGUUUACACGGAAAGAAAUUCAAGGUUUUCAGAAAACUUUCAAUAAGUAUGAUACGGGCCGAGACAAGUUCAUUGACUUUGAGGAGUUGAAAGUAAUGAUGGAGAAACUGGGGGCAGCUCAAACACACCUGGGACUCAAAGCCAUGAUAAAGGAGGUUGACGAGGACAACGAUGGAAAAAUCAGUUUCAGGGAGUUCUUGCUUAUAUUCCGGAAAGCCCGAGCCGGGGAACUUGAUGAAGACAGUGGUCUGUUUAACCUUUACCAGAACCUAGAGGAAGUGGACGUAGACAAAGAGGGAGUGAAGGGUGCUAAAAACUUCUUUGAGGCCAAGAUUGAUAAACAAACACAGGACAAAAAGUUUGAAAAUGAGAUAAAGAAUGAACAAGAGGAAAAGAAAAAAUUGCAGGAGGAAGCGAUGGAAAGGAAAAAGGCAUUCAAGGAAAAGGCCACUUUCUUCACACAGGCCGCAGCCAACAACUGACGGACAAAUUAAUAGGGACGUGUCCAGGCUACAGUGACUCGUCCAGAUCUGACCUUCUUGUGACCUUGAUGAUCAAAUCCUCACUUUAGUGUUAUAAUUAAUUCACAACAAAACCUGUUCUACAGUAGAACCUGUCUUCAGAGACCACUGCUUUUGAUAGACAGCUUUUACCUACUGUAUACUUACUUAGUUUAGAGUACUCAAAGUUAAGGGCUUAAUUGACACAGAUGAACAGAUAUAUCAACUGGAACACUCUCAAAACAUGCCGUAGAAAACAGUCUACAGGAGUUUAGUUGGUGAAGUCAUCAAUUAAUGCAAAAUUUAAAGUCCAACAACAAUGCUGAAAUAAGAUAUAUAAAUAUAAAAUUUAGUUCUUUUACAACAAUUAUGAAACAAGUUAUUUCAACUUACAUUAAUAACUCUUAUUAGCCCAAAUUUUAGCGUGCAGGGGGGUCUUAAUGUGGGAUUUAACGGAAGUACCCAUAGAAAACCCAUGUGACACCAUACCUGUUAACGUCUGAUCGGGGAAUCAAACCCCAGCUGCUUUUGUGAAAGGUGAGUGUUAUCCACGCCACCACCCGACCACCGUUAAAUAAGACUACCACUAAUAUAUGCACAUCUACAAUAUCCAGACACUUGGUAAUGAGAUGCCCAUUGAAUGUGUAAGGAGCAAGAACAAUGAAUUGGUUGACAUCUAACAGAAAAAUCUCAGUAAAAUUUCAAUUGAAGAUUUUUCUGUCCAUUCAAUUUGUAUGGAAACCAAAAUUUAUGGGUCUCUAGAUAUGGUUGGUUUUAUCACUUGGUCACUAAAUAUGGCAGUCAAGAUCUUUGGGUCACUAGAUAUGGCAGUCAAGAUCUUUGGGUCACUAGAUAUGGCAGUCAAGAUAUCGCUAGGUAUAUCAGAUCAGAUCGAGGAUCAUUAGAUAUGGUUGGUUUUAUCACUGGGUCACUAGAUAUGGUUGGUUUUAUCACUGGGUCACUAGAUAUGGAAGUCAAGAUCUUGGGCUCACUAGAUAUGGUUGGUUUUAUCACUGGGUCACUUGAUAUGGAAGUCAAGAUCUUGGGCUCACUAGAUAUGGUAGUCAAGAUCUCACUAGAUAUAUCAGCUUAGAUCGUGGAUCACUAGAUAUAAUGGGUAUAUCUCAUGGUCACUUGAUACAUUAGGUGAGAUCUGGGGUAUCUACAUAUGGUAGACAAGAUCUUCGGUGUCAUUAGAUAUAGUGGGUAAGAUCCCAGGGUCACUAGGUAUUGUCGGUUAGAUCUGGACGAGUGUGACUAGUAGCCAUGGUUACAUGUAUACAAUUUAUACAAAAAUAUUCUACUUUCAUCUAGACCACCUGGUAACGCCGACACUUACUUCAGUAUAGUAUUACUAUAAACUGAUCUUAGGAGUUCAUAACUUAACUAUUAUUUAGUGAAUCAAAACAUGUUUUAGUGAUGAAAGUAUGUACGAGUUGUUGGUGGGUGUAACCGUGUUUAUGGUGAUAUGUAAGUAUACAGAUCUAGGAUAGUAGUUUCAACUGAACUAUCAUGUGAAUAUUGGUGCUUUGCAUAACGACCCAUGUUGGAAAAUCUGAAAACAAAUAGUAUUAAACACAUUAUUUAAAACAAGGGUCAUUUUGGAAUGCCAGUGAUUUUGUAAACCAAUAGUUGUAAAUCUUCCUCAGAAAGAGCAGUGUGAAAGUGUGUUUGAUUGUGAGUCUGCUUCUUGUAAAUUAACUUUCAUUGUUAUAAAUUGCACUGUUGUCUAUGUAUCAUCUGCAAGAAAAAAUUGUUUGCAAGGACAGUUUUAAUAAUUUUGCAGCAAAUCUACUAUUUGAUGUCAUCACUGAAAUGUAAAUAGUGAAAAUUUUCCUUUUGAAGAACAAAUAUGUUUCAUAUUGUCUAAACAAAUGACAAUGAAUUGUACCAUAGAAACCUAAACCUUAUGUUCACCUUGGAAACCAUUAACCUUAUGUUACCUAAGGAACCAUUAACCUUAUGUUACCUAAGGAACCAUUAACCUUAUGUUACCUAUAAUAAGGAACCAUUAAUUGAAAAAAACCAAUGACCUUUACUUAGAAAUCAGUUACUUUCAGCAAUGAAUGACCUUAAAGUAUACCUUAUAUACCGGAGAACCUUAGAAACCAAUGACCUUGAACUUUGUGAAUUAUUCACCAUUAUAUCUCCAAUGUGUAUCCAACUUGUCUUCAAACUCAUAGCUGUCAUUUUAGUACCUGGUUCUCCUAGUACCUAAUGAUCGUGGUGUUACAAGUUAGAACUCGGCAGUAUCGCAGUAUCCCAUGUUACAUACAUUUGUACAGAUAGGCCUGCAUGCCCAGAGUGUUACGAUGCCCCUUAGUGCCAUGUCUAUUUUCUGAGUGCUCUGUUUUUAUAAACAACUUAUACUUGAGAGUAUGGUUUGAACCAGUUGGUUCUUGCUUUAUUUGUAAAUUUGUGGCAUGAGUGUUAAGUACUAUUGUAUUCCUGUUUCUUAAUGGGAGAUACAGGACAUUUUGUUAAUGGGAGAUACAGGACAAUUUGUUAAUGGGAGAUACAGGACAUUUUGUAAACAUUCCUUUUCAUGUAGAAUCUCUAUAAUCAAAGUACAUUUAAUACUUAAUAACUUUUUUUAUUGGAAUAAAUUAUCGGUGAUUUGUUUUCACAGCAAACAUUAGUACUAUUCUCCAUUGGUUUUCUAGUAACUGAUUAAUUGUGUUGGACCAAUUGUUUAUUAACACCCCGUGAAACAGUUUUUACUGAUAAAGGUAUUUCUGUUAUCUGCUUAAAUACCGUGGAAGAGCUGUUCAAAAGUUAACUAUAAGAGAGGGGCCGGAGGCAUUUUUUCAGAGAUCUCGCCACCCAUAAAAUCUUAAAAGUGACCUAAUAAAAGAAAAAGUAGGCAGGUCUGGUUUUAACUCCACCAUCCAUAAUACAUUAUUACAGGUGGCUGCCACCUCCCCAAAACAAUUAGUUAUGAACUUAGUGAGGCUUUAAGCAUUUUCCCCAGAUACUUUGAGCAUUAUGCACUACACUGCAGUUGUCUCCCCUAGAUUGUUCAAUCAACGGCAUUAUUAUCUGUUUAUAGAAAUUUUGGUUGAAAGUUUCUUCGUUAUGCCCUGUUUGCCUCUAUAACCUUGAUGUAAUCAAAAUCGACAACCACUAGUAUAUCUGUUUUUAAUUUUAUGAUUUUUUAUCAGCUUGUACAUGCACUGAUUUAUUAAAUAUGCUUAUGUUUCACAUUUGUUUUUUCUCAUACCGAAAUUUGACACUUGUCUAUUUCCUGUCUCCUUAUUUACAUUUAUGAAGUCUUUGUUGAUCUGUAAUAAGUACAGAAAAACUAUGCCGUCUAAGAUCUGAUUAGCUGUAAUACUGUACCACAGCUGUGAUCAAUGAACAGAUCUGAACUAUUAUUCCCUCAAAAAUCUUUCUUUAAUAUUUAAUUUGCUGUUUAUUUUAAGAAUUCAAUUGUUGAUGAGGAUUCUACUGAAGAUGCAAAUUUUAGAUCAACUUGUACAUUGUACAUGUAACAGGUUUUCAAGUUUUUGACAACUUGUUUUAGACAUGUUGAUUCUGUAUCCUGGUCACCCCCACCAUUACUUACGCUUUAUCGUAUUCAACAAAAUAAUCUUGUACUCCAGACUUUGUUUUGUAAACUUGUACUCCAGAGCUUGAUUUUGCAGGUGCUUCUGUAUGAGUGGGUAUUGAUAUAUUUAUCAUUGUUGGGUUAUGUAUGUUAUGUACAUAAACAUGGAUGUGUAGUAUAUAUAAAGAGGGUUUGAAAUUUCAGGUUUGUAUGUAUAUCCAUGUGUCGCAAAAUAGUAGAUUUUGGAGAUGUAGAUUUUUGCAACAUUUUUUACCUUAUUACAAAAUCAUUUGAUCACAAAGAAAAUAUGAAAUAAAAGACAACCAUAAUUAUAAUUUAGAGUAAAAUAUAUAUUCUGUAUAUAACAUUUAGAAUUCACUCAAAUCAUACAUAAUAUAUAUUUGGUAGUGUAAGUUUGACCAUUAUAGUUUGUAUAGUGCAUGUUUCAAAGACAAAAAUAAUCAAAAGUCUUGUUGAGUGUGUGGUAUGUUGGUGGGGUUCUUUACCUUAGACUUCCUACUGCCACAUCUGUACCAAGUUACCUGUGACAUGACACGCUCACUAAUAAGCCCACCCUAUAGACAGAAUUACAGUACAAAAUUCUCAUAAGCCUAGCUUUUCAAAUUCAUGUUUUGACUUCUUACAUUCUUUGCAUUUGCAUAAUAAUAAUUAUGAAAUAUUUAUGGAACAACAACUACCUGUAUGUUAAAAUCAUUAAUCUGCAGGGAGAACCAUGGAAAUUUUGUGACACAACACAUUUGAUAUAUUCUACAGUAGUGCUAAAACAGCUACAAAACUAAGACAGGGUUCAAUUUAACAUGUGCCAUUAUAGUGUUAAGUUUGAUGGUGGAUACUUGCCAAACACUUUUGAUAACUUUUACGUUCAAAAGUAGAACUAAAGACACAUGUGUGGUACUUUUAAUAUAAAAGUGUUUAAAAAUGUUGCAUACAAAAGGGGUUUUAAAAUUGUACAUUACAAAAAAUGUACCAGACCAUGAUAUAAUAUUGUAAACUUUGAACAUAUGUCAAGCAUUGGCCGUCAUAAUGUAGUUCUUAUUCAUUCCAACUGCCAUACAGUAGUGUACACAUUAUACAUGUACUACAAUUAUACUAUGAAAUAUAAAAUCAAAAGGUUAUCUUGCCCCUUUAUCUUAUUUGUAAUUAUACUAUUUUUAUUACAUUAAAUAUUUACUUAAAUUUUGUUAUGUGUGCAUGAUACUAAGUUUGUGUAAACUGUAUUGCCAGUUUUCUCAUGAUGAAAUAGCCACAGAUCAAAGGAAGUUGUUAGCUUAGGAAAGGGGCACAAUAAUUGUCAUACCAUUGUACUGUGUAACCAUAACUAACUAAUGCAUUACAUAAUUAUGCUGUACUGUUGAAUUGACAUUAUGUAGUACAUAAUUAAAUUAUAGACAUUGCAUUGUUUGUUGUAUAACAUAAUCAGGAUGUACUGUAGACAUGAAAUGUUGUAUAAUAUAUAACAUAAUUGUGUUUUACUGUAGACAUGAAAUGUUGUACUGUGGACACGACGUUAUGUGUAUUGUAUUACAUAAUCAUGUCGCAGUUUAGACAAGACGUUGUUAUAAUGUAUAACAUAAAUGUGUUUUACUGUAGACAUGUAUUACAUAAUUGUGUUUUACUGUAGACAUGAAAUGUUGUAUAAUAUAUAACAAUUGUGUUUUACUGUAGACAUGAAAUGUUGUACUGUGGACAUGACGUUAUGUGUAUUGUAUUACAUGAUCAUGUCGCAGUUUAGACAAGACGUUGUUAUAAUGUAUAACAUAAAUGUGUUUUACUGUAGACAUGUAUUACAUAAUUGUGUUUUACUGUAGAC
This is a messenger RNA of Mizuhopecten yessoensis (Yesso scallop), 6117 nucleotides long. RefSeq names its product EF-hand domain-containing protein D2-like. Gene Ontology annotation, molecular function: calcium ion binding. NCBI's taxonomy places the organism in Eukaryota, Metazoa, Mollusca, Bivalvia, Pectinida, Pectinidae. The record is from RefSeq and is a predicted model, not a curated record. The coding region runs from base 116 to 721 and encodes 201 amino acids. The transcript has 4 exons.